AUGGCUGCUGCAUCCCGCCGCGGCCAGCCGCCGCUCUCGGUCCACCUACCACAGCACCCGACCAGCCCCCUUCCCGACCUCCCGCCCAUCUCUGCCCUUUUUCUAAUCGACUUCGAUGUCAAGGCCGGCUACACCAUCACAUGGAAGCAGGCCGUACCGGGCCUCGAGCUCGAAGGCACCGUCGAGUACAAGAGCCUACCGUCCGGCCUCCACACCGUGCCCGAUGACCUAAUCUACUUUGUGCACGAUGGCGGCCACGCCGGGCUGAGCGCCUUUGUGAAUACCCCCACCGACGAGGAAGAGACCCGCCACGCCCGCAUGAUUGCCGUCGGCGUGCUAGUGCCCCUCAGCGCGGGCCGUCUUGGUCGGGCCUGGCGCCACGCCGAGGGUCUCAAGUCCAUCGCUGCCCGUCUAGCUGCCGACCGGAACCAGACCCAGCUCCUGGACGAGUAUUGGGACGAGAACGGCGUCGGCGAGACCACGGCGCCGCAGCCGCUCAAGGACAUCCCGCCCGAAUCACCGCUACUGGGCGUCAAGGCUGUCCGUCCGGGAGCUGGCAAGGGACACGCUAGAAACCGCUCCGCCUCAGACGGCGCUGCCUUGAUUCCGCCCGGCCACCGUCUUUCCCCUUUCCACCCCGCCUGGAGCCUGACCGCGCUGCUGGAUACCUUUGGGCCGUUGAUCUUCCCCAUCCAGCGCGCCGCACUGUUGCGCAAGCGCAUCCUGAUUUCCUGCCAUGCCCCGGUGCAUGAGGUCUGCAAUUUCGUGUACGAUAUCUCCGUUCUGUCUAAUAUACCCCUUUCAGUAUGCGACGUCAUAGACACUGCGGCCCCAAGCCAGCGACUGCGGCCGCUCUUUUGCAUCGGCGUCCACGACCUAUCCUCUCUGCUAGAGUACCAAGCACCAACAAAGCGGAGUCGGCGCUCCAACGACAGCGACGAUGAACCUCACGACGACGACAGCGCUGCUGGCUGGGUGGCGUGUACCACCGACAGCAUCCUCGCUAUGAAAGAGGGCCUCUGGGAUAUGCUCAUCACCAUGCCACCGCCGUACUCGUCCAACGCCACGCAGCGCGUCUGGCCCACGGUAGAAUGUCCGAAAGGCGUGUCCGUCCGAGCCACCCAACGCGAUCUGCGCCGAUUCCGCUCUCUAACCCUCGGUCUCGCCCGGCUGGCCCCUCCCACCGCGAAUCCCUCCUCUACCCGGCCGCCACUAGCCUCCGUCCGCAGCCCGCCCUCCGAAGCGAGCGACUCCCCAGUUCCUCCUGUCCCAAGCAUCCGCCUUUCUGCAGCCGCCAGCUCUUCCCGCCCGGGGACCGCAACGGCCACAACCGGAGACCGCCCUUCAGGCUUCCCAACCACAAGCUCCGACGACGACACCGAUACCAUUGUGGAACCCACCACCUGGGCCGCUCUGGCCUACAACGGCUUCAUGUGGUGGGCCUCCGCUGGGGAGAAGCGUCACAGCGACGAAGUCGACGAGCAGAGCCACGACGCCUCCUUGCUCACCGACCUCGCGCCUCCCUUCUCACCCUCCAUGGCCGCCAGUUCGCCCCAUCUUCGCGCGAACCGGCAGCGUGAACCAAGUCUGACCGCGGCCGCGGCUGCCCCUGCUUCAGGCGACAUGGUCUCGUCACUUGCUUCUCUUGCAGCUGCCCGCCCAGCUGGCGACGAUGAAGAAGACGAAAACGACACCGAUGCUCACCACUCUCACCCCCACCAUACCCGCCGCAACGACGAAGCACAAGCCCGCAUCGAGUUGGCUGUCGUGGCUUAUUUCCACCGUCUCACGACAUCUAUCAUGACCGUCCUAGCGGAUAUUGUCGAUUCCUCAGAUGACGAUGAUCUGCUUGGUCUCGGGCUUUUGGGUGGUGGCGGAAGUGGAGGUGGAGGUGGUUAUUCCGAUUACACAGAUGGACCACCAUCCCGUGGUGGGGAAGGUAGUAGCAGUGGCGGUCUACGAGGCCGUCGGCGCGGGCACCACGACGAGGACGAAGACGACACCGCGCGAUUACUCGGCAGUCGAUCCAACAGCAGCAGCGGGGACGACGGCAACGGCGACGAAACGAGCCGAUUCCCCUGGGUCCGGAUCGACAGUGAGGCGCUGGCGGAGAUGGGGCUGGAUGUGUGGAGUCAGGCGGAUGCGGACUUUGUGGUGGAUGUGGCGGCGAGGUAUUUUGCGAGGCGGGCGUAUGUUGAGACGAAGGGGGUGGAGGUUUGUGGGGUUAGGGUUUGCUAG
Messenger RNA from Dichotomopilus funicola, 2238 nucleotides. RefSeq lists its product as uncharacterized. NCBI's taxonomy places the organism in Eukaryota, Fungi, Ascomycota, Sordariomycetes, Sordariales, Chaetomiaceae. Bases 1 to 2238 code for a protein of 745 amino acids. The transcript is spliced from 3 exons. Gene Ontology annotation, cellular component: lipid droplet. The record is from RefSeq and is a predicted model, not a curated record.